Messenger RNA from Ostrinia nubilalis (European corn borer), 1100 nucleotides. Its product is annotated as zinc finger MYM-type protein 6-like. The record is from RefSeq and is a predicted model, not a curated record. The transcript has a single exon. Bases 117 to 1100 code for a protein of 327 amino acids. NCBI's taxonomy places the organism in Eukaryota, Metazoa, Arthropoda, Insecta, Lepidoptera, Crambidae.
GAUUCUAUCUUGCAAUUUUAAAGUUAUAGAGGAAGAAUUUACGGUCUUAAGUUUAAUAUUUUAUUUAUUUGAGUGUGAGUGAGUAAUUAGUAUUGUUACAAAUAUUGUUAUUCAAAAUGGAGAGUGAUACUGAAAGUAAUGAUAGCGACACAAGACCAACGUGUUCUACCAAAACAGCUAGAGUUGGAAUAAAAAGGAAGCAUUAUAAUCAAAAGUUUAAAGCCGAAUGGUGUAAACUACAAGAAUUUUCUACCUGGUUAAAAAAAGAUCCUAAAGAUGAAUAUAAAGCAAUAUGCUCGAUUUGUAACUCAAGUUUGAGCGCAGAAAUAAGCGUUCUUAAACGACAUUGUAGUAGUACAAAACAUGAACAAAAAAAGAAGUUUUUGUUGAGUUCGACUUCAAAGUCCUCUGUUCAACCUACCAUAGAAAGUGCAUUUAAAAAGGCGCCGACUACACUAGAUGAAAAAUGUAAAGUAGCUGAAAUAAAACUUGCAGCUUUCAUAGCUGAACACAAGAUAUCUCACCAAGUAGUAGACCAUUUAUGUGAUCUUAUAUCGGCUACCUUUAGUGAACCAGAAGUUGCAAAAAAAAUUCAGCUGAAACAUACGAAAGCUCAAGCGGUCAUAAACAAUGUAGUUGGCAGGAGCGAAAAGGAUACAUUGGCUCGUGAUCUACAAAAUAGUAAGUUUUCAGUGAUGAUAGAUGAGAGCACUGAUAUUGCAGUGGUGAAAACUAUGUGCGUAGUAGUACGAUAUUACGACUAUAACCACGGAAAAGUUUUAAGUCGUUUCUGGGACUUAAUACAACUUUUUGAAUUCAACCAAAAGGAUUAUUCUGCUAACGCACGUCAUCUGUUUAAACUGGUAAUAAAGUCUUUUGAAAAGUAUUCAGUCCCUCUGGAUAACAUAGUAGGCUUCGGUGCAGACGGAUGCAAUACAAUGAUGGGUUGUAGAAAUUCAGUAUCCAGUCAAUUUCGUGAGAAGUGCCCCGGUAUCACAGUACUUAAAUGUAUAUGCCAUUCUUUGCAUCUAUGCGCAAGCGAUGCCUCAAAAAAAUUGCCACCAGGGGAUACCUUCGUAGCGGCUCUAGUGGCUCAAUGA